Molecule: messenger RNA, 1455 nt
Organism: Perca fluviatilis (European perch)
Lineage: Eukaryota; Metazoa; Chordata; Actinopteri; Perciformes; Percidae
Gene: umps
Product: uridine monophosphate synthetase
Exons: 6
Coding region: 138-1163 (341 amino acids)
Biological process (GO): 'de novo' pyrimidine nucleobase biosynthetic process; UMP biosynthetic process
Molecular function (GO): orotidine-5'-phosphate decarboxylase activity; orotate phosphoribosyltransferase activity
Source: RefSeq, a predicted model, not a curated record
UUUAAGACCUGACAUUUUACUGGACAUUGUAGUACAAAUGUGUCGAAAUACUCUCUAACAUCCGAGUAGGGACGGCGCUUUUAUUCUGAAGAAACCAGAGCGGAAGUGUUGCUGCUGCUGAGGAAGCAAAGAGUAGAAUGUGUACGAGAUCUCCUGAACUGAAUACAGACAAGAUGGAAAACAUCUCCAUUGACAGUUUAAUCCUGAAGCUCCACGAUGUGAACGCGGUGAAAUUUGGAGAAUACAAGCUGAAGAGCGGCAUGCUGACACCCAUUUAUAUCGACCUGAGGGUUCUCGUGUCCUACCCCGCGCUCAUGAACCAGGUGUCAAGUCUCAUUUACCAGCGAGUGCAAGAAGAGGGACUGCAGUUUGACUCAGUGUGUGGGGUUCCAUACACAGCCCUGCCUUUGGCCACAAUCAUCUGUUCUAGGCAUGAAUUGCCCAUGCUCAUCAGGCGAAAGGAGGCCAAGGACUAUGGAACCAAGCGUCUGGUGGAGGGCUCGUUUCAGGAGGGGGACAUAUGCCUGAUCAUCGAGGACACCGUGACCAGUGGCAGCAGCAUCCUGGAGACUGCUGAAGUGCUCAACAAAGGGGGACUAAAGGUGACGGAUGCCGUGGUACUAAUGGACCGAGAGCAAGGCGGUGUCGAUAUGUUGGCUUCUCAGGGAAUCAAGCUCCAUCCCAUCAUCUCCAUGUUCAAGCUGCUCAACGUGCUGCUGGCAGCUGAACGCAUCGACGCUCAAACUGCCCAGAAUGUCCGCACGUUCAUCCAGGACAACAACACGUUCAGGUACAGUCGCACACCAAACUUUUGGCGUGCGUGCAUGCGUGCGUGUGUGUCUGUUUAUGUAUGCUAUCGGUCUUUACAGCUGAAGAUGGCAGAGGAGCAGUCGGACUUUGUGAUCGGCUUCAUCUGUGGCUCUAAGAUCACCCAGAGGCCAGAGUUCAUCCACAUGACCCCCGGGGUGCAGAUUCAGGCUGGAGGUGAUGGGUUGGGCCAGCAGUACUCCACCCCAGAGGAAGUCCUCUACAACAAAGGCUCUGAUGUCAUCAUCGUCGGUCGGGGUAUCCUGGAGGCCCCUGAUAGGCUGAAAGCUGUUGAAUCAUACAGAAAGUCCGGCUGGGAGGCUUACACAAAGAGACUGGGCCAGAGUGGCCAAUAGGAGCUCAACAAAAGAGUUGCAUCUGCAUCAUUACGUCUAAUUUCAAAUUUAUCCCGCGACUCUAAUAAAGGACCUCUGCGGAUUACCUUAAAGUAUUUUUCUCUUUUACACCAGUGUGACCAUGGUUGUUUACAUAGAAACACGCAGACAUUUGCAGCAGUGGGGAACCCGACACUUUACUGUUGAACAUAUGUAAAUGCGCUCUUUUGAUUCUGUCCUGUUUUUAAUAAGCUGCAUUAACUGUGUUCUUCUGAUUCCCUCCUAAUUAAUAAACUGCACAACUUGACCUGAA